GCCAGCCCGCGCGCCCGUCUGCCCGCCCGCCAGGGCCGCCUCCCGCCGCUGCCGCCGCUGCUGCCGCCGCUGCUGCCGCCGCAGAAUCGGCGCCGCCGCUGCUCGCCUUCCAGAGGAAGAAAUGGUGACUUUAUGGUGAAGACUGGUGGAUACAAACCUGUCCAGGAGAUCAAGUUCUGCCCCUUGCCAUAAACAGCAAGAGAAAGAAAUCAAGGAGCCGCUCCUGUCAUUGACCAGAUCACCCCAGCACGGUCAAUAAGACAGACCGAGUCCCAGGGAAAAGGCUGCUGGCAUCUGAGGAUAAACCACUUUGAACAGCUUUUACCUUAACACUGACUGGAAGACUUUGACACCUGGUUACAAGAGCCACGUCACAUAUGCUGUGUGAUAUCUUAGGCUCAGUGACUUCGAUUUUCACAAUUCGGACACAUUCCUCCCAGUUAACACAAAAAUUUCUACUGUCCGAGGUAUUUUGGACACCUUCAAUAUUUGCCUUCUCUUUUCUGAUCAAGCCUGAUUCAUGAAAUGGAACUAAAGCUGAAAAAUCAUCUACUUCUUUGUCUGCAAAUUUGAGACACACUUGGGAUGGUCUUAAGUGCAUACAACUAGACUCUAACUGCAGCUAUGAGUUCAGACGAGAAGGGCAUAUCCCCUGCUCAUAAAACCUCCACUCCGACCCAUAGAAGUGCCUCUUCUUCAACAUCCUCCCAUAGGGACAGUCGGCAGAGUAUCCACGUCCUGGAGAGGACUGCUUCCUCCAGCACAGAGCCCUCUGUCAGUCGGCAGUUGCUAGAACCAGAGCCGGUCCCCCUUUCCAAGGAAGCUGACAGCUGGGAAAUUAUAGAAGGGCUGAAAAUAGGCCAAACCAAUGUCCAGAGACCAGACAAGCAUGAAGGCUUUAUGCUGAAGAAAAGAAAAUGGCCUUUAAAAGGCUGGCACAAGCGUUUUUUUGUCCUGGAUAAUGGAAUGUUAAAGUAUUCAAAGGCACCACUCGAUAUUCAAAAGGGGAAGGUCCAUGGAAGCAUCGAUGUCGGACUCUCGGUCAUGUCAAUUAAAAAGAAAGCUCGGAGAAUAGACCUUGACACAGAAGAGCACAUCUAUCAUUUGAAGGUGAAAUCCCAGGACUGGUUUGAUGCGUGGGUCUCCAAACUCCGCCAUCAUCGAUUGUACCGGCAAAAUGAAAUUGUCAGGUCACCGAGAGAUGCUAGUUUUCACAUAUUUCCUUCAACCUCCACUGCCGAAUCCUCACCAGCUGCUAAUGUUUCUGUUGUGGAUGGAAAGGUGCCACCAAACAACUUUCCAUGGCAGUCUCCUUUGCCGUGCAGCAACAGCCUCCCCGCGACCUGCACGACAGGCCAGAGCAAAGUGGCAGCCUGGUUACAGGACUCGGAAGAAAUGGACAGGUGUGCGGAAGACCUUGCACACUGCCAGUCAAACCUCGUGGAACUUAGCAAGCUCCUACAAAAUUUGGAAAUACUUCAGAGAACUCAGUCAGCACCUAACUUUACUGACAUGCAGGCUAACUGUGUAGAUAUUUCAAAGAAAGACAAGCGGGUCACAAGACGAUGGAGAACAAAAAGUGUCAGCAAAGAUACAAAAAUACAACUACAGGAAGGGCCAUCUGCGAAGGGCCAGUUCAGCACCACUCGGCGCCGGCAGAGGCUAGCAGCAGCAGUGGCUACAACAGUCCCUUUCAGUGCUACCAUGUCACCAGUCCGCUUGCACUCCUCCAACCCCAACCUUUGUGCAGACAUCGAAUUUCAGACUCCCCCUAGCCACCUCACUGACCCUCUGGAAAGUUCUACAGAUUAUACAAAGCUUCAAGAAGAAUUUUGUCUAAUUGCACAGAAAGUGCAUUCUCUUUUGAAGUCUGCAUUUAAUAGCAUAGCUAUAGAGAAGGAGAAGCUUAAGCAGAUGGUUUCUGAGCAGGAUCACAAUAAAGGCCACAGCACGCAGAUGGCACGGCUCCGACAGUCACUGUCUCAGAGUGAAGGAGCGAGCAAAUCCUGGGCACUCAACCAGAAUGCUGAGCUAAGAAGUCGGUUGAACAGAAUACAUUCAGAAUCUAUUAUUUGUGAUCAGGUUGUCAGUGUAAAUAUUAUUCCUAGCCCUGAUGAGGCUGGUGAGCAAAUCCAUGUUAGUCUCCCCCUGUCACAGCAGGUAGCCAACGAGAGCCGCCUCUCCAUGUCAGAGUCUGUCUCCGAGUUCUUUGACGCCCAGGAGGUGCUGCUCUCUGCGAGCUCAUCAGAGAAUGAGGCUUCAGAUGAUGAGUCUUACAUCAGUGAUGUGAGCGAUAAUAUAUCCGAAGACAAUACCAGUGUUGCAGACAACAUUUCUCGGCAAAUCUUAAAUGGGGAGCUUACAGGAGGAGCCUUCCGAAAUGGACGUCGAACAUGCCUGCCAGCUCCCUGUCCCGACACCAGUAACAUUAACCUGUGGAAUAUUUUGAGGAACAACAUUGGUAAAGACUUGUCUAAAGUCUCGAUGCCUGUGGAGCUAAAUGAGCCACUCAACACCCUGCAGCAUCUCUGUGAGGAAAUCGAGUACAGUGAGCUUCUGGACAAGGCUUCCGAAACGGACGACCCCUACGAGCGCAUGGUUCUUAUUGCUGCAUUUGCAGUUUCAGGAUAUUGCUCCACCUAUUUCAGAGCAGGAAGUAAGCCAUUCAAUCCUGUCCUUGGGGAGACUUACGAAUGCAUUCGAGAGGACAAGGGAUUCCGAUUUUUCUCAGAACAGGUUAGCCAUCAUCCACCCAUUUCUGCCUGUCACUGUGAAUCCAAGAAUUUUGUGUUUUGGCAAGAUAUCAGAUGGAAAAACAAGUUCUGGGGGAAGUCCAUGGAAAUCCUGCCUGUUGGAACACUGAAUGUCAUGCUUCCAAAGUAUGGAGAUUGCUAUGUAUGGAAUAAAGUCACCACGUGCAUACACAACAUUCUCAGUGGGAGGAGGUGGAUAGAGCAUUAUGGAGAAGUAACUAUUAGAAAUACCAAAAGCAGUGUUUGCAUUUGCAAACUCACAUUUGUCAAGGUGAAUUAUUGGAAUUCUAAUGUGAAUGAGGUCCAGGGGGUCGUGAUGGAUCAGGAGGGGAAGGUGGUGCACCGGCUUUUUGGGAAGUGGCAUGAAGGGCUCUACUGCGGCGUGGCCCCCUCUGCAAAGUGCAUCUGGAGACCAGGUUCCAUGCCAACCAACUAUGAGCUCUACUAUGGCUUCACGAGGUUUGCUAUCGAGCUCAAUGAGCUAGAUCCUGUCCUGAAAGAUCUCCUUCCGCCGACAGAUGCCCGGUUCCGGCCAGAUCAGAGGUUUUUGGAAGAAGGAAAUUUAGAAGCUGCAGCAGCAGAGAAGCAGAGAGUGGAGGAACUCCAGAGAUCUCGAAGGCGCUACAUGGAAGAAAACAACCUUGAACACAUACCAAAAUUUUUUAAAAAAGUUAUUGAUGCCAAUCAAAGAGAAGCCUGGGUUUCUAAUGAUACCUACUGGGAGCUGCGGAAGGACCCUGGGUUUAGCAAAGUAGACAGCCCUGUUCUUUGGUAAAUGGGGAAUGUAGAGCUAGCCAACAUAUCACGCUCUGAAUGAAUAAAUAACUAUGCACAAUUAUGUUUCCUAGAGCUCCGCGUGGUUUCUGGGUCGACUGAAAACCGACCGUUUGCUUUUCUAUUCAUCUUUAUAAUGGACUUUCAGAAGUGCAUUAGACAAGGCCCCUAACCACUUUUGGAUCCUUUCUGUUUUGCUGCAACCUUAUCCCUUAAAAAACAUCCACGCCCUCCUUGAGAAGCCGAAUAAAAGGAGCAGAAUACAAAAUCCAAAGUCUGAAGUGUCUGUAAAGAAAACAAACUGUAACUGGUGCUUAAAGCUGAUCCAGAGAGCUUAAAGCAACACGACAUGUAAACCACGCGUUCGGGCUUUGUGUGGAAGUACCAUACCCGCAUCAUAGAAGCUCCUGGGCCACGGCAGUCGGUCAGCUCAGACUUCGAGUGUGUCUGUUGGAUGUGGUGUACUUGUGCUGACCUUGUCAAAAAAGAUGUGAUACUCCUCAGACCCUGUUCCAUCUGUACGCCAUUGUUCAUGCCUUAAGAAAUGCAAAGAUGUACAAUAAAUCAUUUUUUAAAUGUGUGCUCAUAGGUUAAUGUGAGGGACGGCUCUUUGGAAUCAUGGCGUGAUUCACUUUCUGGGAUCAGAACAAGUAAGAGACUAACGUAAGUGGAUUUUCAAAAAGUAAACUACACAUGCUUUUCUUUGAUAUGUUAGUUCCUGUAUCAUCUGUCUGAAGGGCAAGAAGGAAAAGGUGUGCUCAGUAGAUCUCUGUAUUCACAUUGCUCGUCAAGUUCCUGUCCUGCGACCAGAUAAUAAACCCUCUUCCACCUAAUCUCACAGUGUGCCCUAUUCUUUGGCAAUAUCUGUAUUUGAUUUGAACACUUGGCAUCAGUAUUAAAACCGUAGAAGGAAGUAACAGAAAGCCUGUGGGAUUUCUGCGUGGGCUUAGGAGUCACUGCAAACGGAGCUAUUUUUGAGCAGAACACAACGUAACCUGCAUCUUGUCCUGGGCCCAAGCCGUGGGCACUCGCGGAAACCCACUGGGAGCAGAAGCGGGAGUACUGGUAGCUUAUUUGCAUUGUUUAAAUGAGUUCUAUGCAAAACCAUAUUUUAUAUUCCCAUCAAGUGAUUCUGUAUGAUACGUAACGACCUGUUAGGCAUUUGCCUUGCUAUUGGCAGAGAUAAUAAAAUAAGCUAAGGAAUUUAUCCAUCCCAACAAAAGCCGGGGCGGUGGGGUGGGGGGAGGGGAAGGGCAGAAAAAUGCUUUGCAUACUUCAGGAUUUGUUUUUUCUUCCAAUAUACAGAGGCUUUUGUAAGAAACUUGCAUCAGUGUUCCUGAGUUUCUGCACGUAGAUGACUAUAUAAAUGCCUGUAUGUUAAAAAAAAAAAAACAAAAAAACAACUCUUCUGAGUUUUUCCUAGAGAAUUAUAAAAUUACAUAUGCUUUAUUCUUGGAAUCUUACCAUCAGGUUUUAAGUGCUAUUUUAAAUUCUGAUAACAAGGUUAUUGACAUUUUACAUUUGGUUAUGAGGUGUUGAUUUUAGUGUUCUUUCUCCUCAGCAAAGCAUUCCUAAUGAAUGACUAACCCACUCUGAAACCCUAACCACUGCUGAGAGCGGAAGGGAAAACUCCGGAGUUUCCACUAGGUGGAGCAGUGUUUUAGUUCUGAAGCUCAUCCCGCCCCCAUCCGCUCUCCCCACCUUGUAUGGAGUCCCUACAUUAUGUGUGCUGUAGGGUUUAAAGUGAAAUUUCCUUUUCAAUAGUAAAUGCCCUAAUCCAUCGCCAGAUCUAAGCAUUCCACUGGAGCAACACCCUCCCUAGAAUUCUCAAUGCCUUUAAUUCCCAUAUUAAAUCUAUAGGUGGCUUGCCCCAAGGUAGUAAAAUUAUUCCCUUGUUAUUGAUUUUUUUUCUGUGCAUUCAUCGUGACGUCUUUUUAUCUGCAUCCUGAGAUACAUGCCUUUAAUUUUAAUUAGAAAUUCUAAGUCUAGUUCUAAAUUCUAAUUCUUCCCCAUAGAAGUCUGUUCUCCCACAGUUGGUAAAGCUUUAAAUACUAUUUAAAGGGGUUCUGGUCUAUACUUACUAGCACUUCCCUCAACAGUCUCAAAAUAUGUAGCCUAAAAAUAAGAAGAGAAUUCUGCAAAGCAAAGGUACUGCGAGUAAAGAAGUAGGAAGGUGAGGCAUUAGGUGACUGUGGGUGUUAUCAGACAGCUGGAAGAGGGCCCAGGGCCCAUCAGGGAAGCAACUACCAUACCUGGUAUUUAGGCUGAAAUUGAGAAAAAGAGUAACGACUAGAAAGGACCUUCAUUAGCCAAGUUCAAGCGACUAAUCAAGUAGGUAAAUGUUGGUCAAAGCUAACCUGAAACUCUGAUUGGGAUUUCAAGAUGAGAAUGGGAAGAAUGCCACGUUAAUGAAAAGCACCACAUUUUAUAAUAUUCCAGAUUUAGAAUCUAUUUUGAGAUCCAGACAUCCUGAUUAGAUUCCCAAUUCAAGUGAUCAAUUAGGUUUUAGGUAAUAUUCCUAUAAUACCUGAUUCACAAUUCUCCCUAUUAAGUCUUCAUGCCCAUGUAAUGGUCCCAUUCCUCCCCACCCACUCCCUGCCCUACCCCCCCCCUUUUUUUAACUUUUGAUUGAUAUCACGGUUUUAGAAUUGUCAGACUUUCUCUGUUUGGGAUUUUCAUCCACAUAAUUUGGGGGCUUUUGAGACUAGUUUAAACAGCAAACAGAAUAAAUGUUAGAUCAUUCCUGAUAAAACCUGACUUAUUUCUUAGAAUUUUAUAUAAGCCUCUUUGUUUCAAGGGUACAUUUCUUAUUUGUUUUUCCCCAGAACAAUUUAAACUAGAGCAAGACUUAAUAUAUCUUUAUACCUCCCCCGUGAUUUAUUCAUCAGCUCCUUCAUCUUUCUGAGCUGGUCAUUAAGGAAAGCAGUAAUAAGUGAUGAUGGCCCUGUGGAUAUGGCUAGACCGCGCAGAUCGAUGGCACACACCAGCACUCAUAGAGGCCGACCAGAAACCAAUUAUUUUGCUUCCAUAUGCUGCCACCCAGGGUGCAAAUGUACUCUCAGAAUUUGCGGUUAUUUUUUUAAAUUAAGUCAUUAUUUUUCAUGGGUUACUUACAAGUAGCCCAUAAUUUCCAGGCAGUUGUAAAAACAAACCUCAUUUAAGAUACCUUUUAAUAUUGCCUAUCAAUUAUAUGUGACAUUAAAACUACCAAAUGUAUUUACCAAGGAAGAGAAACCAAGGGGUCGUCCAUACAGAGGAUGCCAGGUUGUUGAUUUUCCAAACCUUUUGCUCCUCUUCAUUGUUCUGGUCCCCGUGCCUUUCAGCAAUCCCACUAACCAAUAGUGUUAGCCCCUGCCUGGAGGAGCACUUGGAAGGCAGGGGUUAAAGAGGAACCUGAUCAGUGGUUUGCUUAGUUCUGGUUACGGCUAUGGCUGGAGAAGACUUUAUAAUCAUAAUCUAAUGUAUAAUUUUGUUAUUACAAAAGUUAAUUCUCCAUCUUGUCUAAUCUUGUUCCCUAUCAUCCUGGAUAAUGAAGUGUUUGGGGGAGCAGAGCUCCUCACACACCAGGGGGUGUAAUCAAUGUUUGCACUUGGCUCAAGUCAUUAUAUUAUGAAUGUGGCACAGUAAAUAAAGUUUGUGUACAAAAUACUAGUUUCUUUCUAUGGGAGCCAUUAUGUUCAGGAUAUAUAUAAUGUAUCUAAUUAAACAAUUAUGAAUCUAUCUUGUGCUCUAGAAAUGUUCUUUUGGGGGGAAAGAUGAAAAAAAUGUAAUUGGAGCUAAGAUUAAAGUGUUUUGGUCUUGUU
This is a messenger RNA of Mustela lutreola (European mink), 7330 nucleotides long. It is a transcript of the gene OSBPL6, whose product is annotated as oxysterol binding protein like 6. Gene Ontology annotation, molecular function: cholesterol binding. The record is from RefSeq and is a predicted model, not a curated record. The coding region runs from base 625 to 3528 and encodes 967 amino acids. NCBI's taxonomy places the organism in Eukaryota, Metazoa, Chordata, Mammalia, Carnivora, Mustelidae. The transcript has 29 exons. Gene Ontology annotation, cellular component: perinuclear endoplasmic reticulum; cytosol; plasma membrane.